AUGGUUCUUCGUCCAAGGGCGAUAGUUCAGACCAAAAUGAGAAGAGCAUACCGGGGCGUCGUUGAGAAAGCUAUUGAAGGAAACACUUGGAAAAAAUUUUCCAAUCCAACUGCUAGUCGAGGUAAUACGGUGUGGCCCAAGAGUCAGAACGACCAGGAAAGCAUCGGCAUUCGUUUCGAUUAUGACGGCGAAGUUUCCCGUUCAGAUGGUGUAUACCAUAAAUUCCAGAUUCAACCCAAUGCUGGAAAGAUUCCUUCUACUUUCAAGGAUUGGCGAGAUAACCAUGGAGGGACUCAUGCCGUUAUGGCUUCGGCCUUUGUGAAGAAAGACGGCACAAAAGAAGACGUGUGGAGCGGAUUGGAACGCGCUGCAGAUGCCAUUGUUGGUGGCUUGGACUCGGACGACUAA
Messenger RNA from Rasamsonia emersonii CBS 393.64, 408 nucleotides. RefSeq lists its product as uncharacterized. The transcript is spliced from 2 exons. The record is from RefSeq and is a predicted model, not a curated record. The coding region runs from base 1 to 408 and encodes 135 amino acids. NCBI's taxonomy places the organism in Eukaryota, Fungi, Ascomycota, Eurotiomycetes, Eurotiales, Trichocomaceae.